AUGCCCAGCCCCACGGCCGUCCGCAAGAUACGCGGCUCCGCACGAGACACGCCAGCCUUAGGCACCGCCGAGGCCUCCGACGCCGUGCUUGUUUUUCAGCACGCGGACACUGAGUGGCGCGGCGGCUGCAGCCGGAGGAGUGGCGCGGCGGCUGCAGCCGGAGGCCACGCGGAGGUCCAGCAGUGGCCAGAGCCGCUCCAUAGGUGCACGGGCGGGCACAGCCAGGAGCCGCCGCCGGAGGCCCGUGGCAACCAGCUCUACGGGCACACCUUCGCGGUGCUGAAGGGGGAGCUGCUCAUGAGCCAGAUGCUGGAGCCCGAGGUCAUGCACUUCGUGUCCGAGUUCGGCGACCUCUUCACCACGAUGUUCACCGCAUACUGCGAUACUCCGGUGAUGGGGGAGACCACGCACAUGACGCUGACCGGGUUCCUGCGCUUCUGCAACGACUUCCGGCUCUUCCCGGAGCAGGUCGACUUUCAGACAAUCCUCUGGCUCUACCAGACUGCAGAGGCGCGCGAGGACAGGAAGCCCUUCGAGGAGGCCGAGGCAGGGCCCGAGCCAGAGCGGGCGGCGUGGGGACGGGGCUUCUCGCGGGCAGCGCGGCAGAGCCCGGCCGUAGAUAGGUCGGAGGUCGCGAUGGCGGACCCGGAGGACAAGAACGAGGCGGACGAGCAGGAGGAGGAGGAGGACGACGGCCUGGCCGUGCAGGAUCUGUCCAAGCUGGACAUCACCAAGCUGACGCCGCUGUCGCCCGAGGUGAUCAGUCGCCAGGCCACGAUGAACGUCGGCACGAUCGGCCACGUGGCGCACGGUAAGUCCACCGUGGUCCGUGCUCUGAGCGGGUCCAACACGAUCCGCUUCAAGCAGGAGAAGGAGCGCAACAUCACGAUCAAGCUGGGCUACGCCAACGCGAAGAUCUACAAGAACGACCGGGCAGAUCUGGACCGGCCCGCCAACUACUGCUCCUUUGGCAGCAAGACGCCCGACGUCGUUCCCGACGAGGAGGGCGGCAACUGGAGGCUCGAGAGGCACGUGUCUUUCGUGGACUGCCCUGGGCACGACAUUCUCAUGGCAACAAUGCUCAAUGGUGCUGCCGUGAUGGAUGCUGCGCUGUUGCUGAUCGCCGGGAAUGAGUCGUGCCCGCAGCCGCAGACAUCGGAGCACCUGGCAGCGGUAGAGAUCAUGCGCCUGAAGCACAUCAUCAUUCUCCAGAACAAGGUCGAGCUAAUCAAGGAGCAGCAGGCGCAGGCGCAGUACGAGGAAAUCAAGAAGUUCGUGGCGGGGACGGCCGCGGACAGCUCCCCCAUCAUCCCUCUCAGCGCCGUCCUGAAGUAUAACAUCGAGAUUGUGUGCGAGUACCUGUGCACGCAGGUACCAAUCCCUCCCAGGGACUUUCUCUCCAGCCCACACAUGAUCAUCAUUCGGUCUUUCGACGUGAACAAGCCCGGGGAGGAGGUGAACAAGCUGAAGGGCGGCGUCUGUGGCGGGUCCAUCAUUAAGGGUGUGCUGAAGGUCGGCGACGAGAUCGAGAUCAGGCCUGGAACUACGAGCAAGGAUGCCAGCGGUAACACCACGUGCAAGCCGAUCCGCUCUCGGAUCAUCUCUUUAGCAGCCGAGGCCAACUCGCUUCAGUUUGCAGUUCCGGGAGGUCUCAUUGGCGUUGGGACCAAGAUAGAUCCCACCGAGACACGCGGCGACCGCAUGCUGGGCCAGGUCAUGGGGCACCCCGGCAAGCUGCCCGACAUCUACAUUGAGAUCGAGGUCAAGUAUUACCUCCUCCGCCGCCUGCUCGGCGUUAAGACGGAGGGGGACUCCAAGGCUGGCAAGGUGUCGAAGCUGAAGAAGGGGGAAAUUCUCAUGGUGAACAUCGGCUCCCUGGCUGCGGGCGGCAGGAUCGUGAGCAUUGGGGAUGACGACGUGGGCAAGAUCGUGCUGACGAAUGCAGUGUGCACCCAGGAGGGCGACAAGGUCGCUCUGAGCCGCCGAAUCGACAAGCACUGGCGGCUCAUCGGAUGGGGCUCAAUCGUGAAGGGCAAGACGAUCACGCCCAUCGAGAGCAAGGUUCCCUAG
Prorocentrum cordatum is the source of this 2070-nucleotide messenger RNA. The record is from the annotation of a GenBank genome assembly. NCBI's taxonomy places the organism in Eukaryota, Dinophyceae, Prorocentrales, Prorocentraceae.